AUGGCUAUCAGAAGGGAAACGUGGAAGUUUGCUAAAGAGCCUAGAAGCAUGUUGAUCACAAAGAUUGAAGCCAAGGAGGCCUGUGAUUGGCUGCGAGCGGCCGGCUUUCCUCAGUAUGUGCAGUUAUUCAAAGACGGCAGGUUCCCCAUUGAUACUGAAUGGGCGAAGCAUGAUCACCAAUUUCUGGAUAAGGACGCCCUCAAUUCGUUCUGCAGGAGAUUAAACACCUUAAACAAAUGCAUGGAAAUGAGAUUGGAGCCACGGAGGUUGAAACACAGGAGAGAUGAUCGUGACGAGGAAGACUUCUGUGCCAUCAGCCCCAGCUGGAUCUACGACAGGCGGAUGCGACGAUGGCGACGUCUUGACUCUGCCAUGGACAUCUUUCACUUGUCUGACAGCCCCACUGGUUCCCAGGGUGUGUCUCUGUGUGAUGUCAGUGACCGCCAUGACGUCUGCUCUACCCACAGCUCUAGCAGCAUGGACAGCGAAGGCCACGAUGGCUAUCACAAGAAUAACAAAGAAGAUAAAAUUCUACCAGUUGCUACCAGCACAGCUGCUUCUGCAGCCACCACCGCCAGCACCACGGACGACUCAGAGACCAGCAGGAACUCCUCCCACUGCUGCUCCGCGAACAAGACCCCGUCCAUGGACACCACGUUCAGUGGACCCCCUUCUCCUGGUGGAGGAUCAUCCAUCACAAGUCUGGAAGCUGAGGGCUGCUUCUCAGACAAACCACCCGGGAAGACGUGCACCAGUCUACUGAGGAAGAUGGACAAACUGAGGCUGAGGGGGACAACUGGACUGCUCCAGUCUGGUAAUAGCGGCCGCAGUCGGGCCCGGCAUGUUAUAAUCGGGCCAGUUCUGCUCCCAGAGGAGGAGGGGAUGGAGAGACUGUACUGUCAAUCAAGUCCAGAGGGUGGACCCAACAGUCGGGCAUCUUCCUUCCCCUCCUCUCCUCACACCAUCAGCAGCAGCAGCAGCAACAGCCACUCAGAGAGCAGCAGCGCCGUCAGCACACCCAGUCCUGUCACCCGGGUCAGGAGUAACUGCAGACGCCCCAACAGCGGCGUAGGGGUCGGUGGUGGAAUGACCCAGGACAACCAGAACCACACAGGAUCAGAGAAUUAUAAGAACGAGCUCAACAGCAGCAGCCAUGAGAGUCUGGUCUUCCAGGUCCCUCACGGACACAAACCGGGGACCUUCCCCACCUCCCUUGCACAUAAACACUCCAUCCUGAACGCCAUCAACUGGAGGACCGGGAGCUUCCACGGUUACCGGCGUCAGAACAGGUGCCCCCAUGGCACAUCUUCGCUGGCCACUAGUAACCAGGACACCUCAUCUUCACCUUGUUGUGAUGUUGCCGACGCUGGCCCCCACCCUCUGCUGGAUCACCGGCUGAGUAUUUACGACAACGUGCCUGGCAACCAGCAGCUGUCUGAAAGUGAAGGGGGCAGCGACACAGAGCCGAUGGGUGACGAGUCAGAGGUGAGGCGGCUGUUGUCAAAUGAAGACGUUUUCUCUGCUCUGGACAGCGUUUUGGAGAGGAUCAGCGACCUGCAGCAACUGGUCUCCACCUGGUCCCAACAUCUGUCUGAAGACAACUGUCAAAGAGGUUCCUCCUCCUCCACUUCAUCCUCCUCCUCCUCUUCUUCCCAAGACUCACCUGUCCACGGCUCCUCGGCCACCUCCCCAUUCUCCUCCUCCCCACGACGCCUCCACCUGGAAGUGCAGCAUUCACAGGAAACUGAGGUGGAGGAGGAGGACGCAGAUAGCUGCGAGAAGGCACCGGUGAAGGAGCCGAACAUGAGAUCAACACAAAACAAAACCAGUGCCGUGAGGCGGCUGUUGUCAAAUGAAGACGUUUUCUCUGCUCUGGACAGCGUUUUGGAGAGGAUCAGCGACCUGCAGCAACUGGUCUCCACCUGGUCCCAACAUCUGUCUGAAGACAACUGUCAAAGAGGUUCCUCCUCCUCCACUUCAUCCUCCUCCUCCUCUUCUUCCCAAGACUCACCUGUCCACGGCUCCUCGGCCACCUCCCCAUUCUCCUCCUCCCCACGACGCCUCCACCUGGAAGUGCAGCAUUCACAGGAAACUGAGGUGGAGGAGGAGGACGCAGAUAGCUGCGAGAAGGCACCGGUGAAGGAGCCGAACAUGAGAUCAACACAAAACAAAACCAGCAGAGUGAGCCGGCAGCUGCGCUGGUCCAGCGAGCAGAGCCUACCCUCCCUGCCCACUAGUCCACGAGCUGAGAACCAGUCUGUUUCCCAGUUCCUCCUGCUGCAGAAACUCUCCCUGCUCAAACUCACCGCUCUAAUGGACAAGUACUCCCCAUCGAGCAAGCAGGGAUGGAACUGGACUGUUCCCAAACCCCCGAGGAAGACCAAGGUGAGUGAGGUUAGAGGUCGGCAGGUGUUCGGGGUUCCUCUGCUUCUCAACGUCCAGCAGACCGGGGAGCCGCUUCCUCCCAGCAUCCUCAGAGCCCUGGUCUACCUGAGGACUGAAUGUCUGGACCAGGUGGGUCUUUUCCGGAAGUCAGGGGUGAAGUCUCGUAUCCAGUACCUCCGUGAGCUGGUGGAGUCCAAUCCUGAUGGCGUUUCCUACGAUGGUCAGUCUGCCUUCGACAUAGCCGACAUGGUGAAGCAGUACUUCAGAGACCUGCCCGAACCCAUCUUCACCAGCAAACUCUGCGAGUCCUUCCUUCACAUUUAUCAAUAUUUUCCCAAGGAUCAGCAGCUGGUUGCUGUUCAGGCAGCCAUCUUGCUGCUUCCUGACGAGAACAGGGAGGCGCUGCGAACCCUGCUCUUCUUCCUGCGGGAUGUGGUGGCUUGUGUGGAUGAGAACCAGAUGACUCCAACCAACAUCGCCGUCUGCCUGGCGCCGUCACUUUUCCACCUCAGCACCCUGAAAAAAGACGCCGGUGUAGCCAGGUCGAGCCACAGGAAGUACAGCCUGGACCGCCCAGAUCAGCGAGACCUGAGUGAAACCCUGGCUGCCACCCAGGGCCUGGCCAGUAUGAUCACUGAGGCCCAAAAACUCUUCCAGCUUCCAGAGUUUUGGCUGGAUCAGUGUCUAAGUGCUGCCGGCCCCAGCGUGGACUCGGAGGAGGCGGGAGGCCCGGUGUCACCCAAUCAAAGUGGAGGUGAGGAGGAGGAGCAGCGGGAGAAAAGGAACAAGCUGCAGCAGAGCACCCAGCUCCUCCUGAAGGAGGCUAGGGAGAAGAGCAGAGAGUGGGAGGGCCAUCCGGCUCCAGAGCACGUGGAGCUGGCCUUUACGAAGAUGGACGACGGCUGUCCGCUGUGGAUGUGGCGCGGCUCCGUGGAGGUGGAGGCCCCCAGAAGGAGCUGCUGCACCGGCUGCUGAGGGAGCACGACCUGUGGGGGGGAAGCCUCCACCAGCCCGCUGUCAUCCAGACUUUAUCCGAGGACACUGAAGUCUAUCGCUACCUCCUCCUGA
Messenger RNA from Monopterus albus (swamp eel), 3453 nucleotides. RefSeq names its product rho GTPase-activating protein 7. Gene Ontology annotation, molecular function: protein binding; GTPase activator activity. NCBI's taxonomy places the organism in Eukaryota, Metazoa, Chordata, Actinopteri, Synbranchiformes, Synbranchidae. The coding region runs from base 1 to 3360 and encodes 1119 amino acids. Gene Ontology annotation, biological process: regulation of Rho protein signal transduction; signal transduction; actin cytoskeleton organization. The record is from RefSeq and is a predicted model, not a curated record. The transcript has 18 exons.